ACCAGCCCCUUCCGAGCAUUUUGCCUCCCAACCUUUGCCCGUGGCAUUGACCUGUGUGCGUAUCUCAUCAGGACAAGCUGCAGCCCAAAUGUUCAGGAUCUGAGCACUCCAUUCAAGUGAGAAACCUCCUCUCACCUAGUUGAGUCCCUAGGACCUAUGGCUGCCUGCACUCUCCCCUUUUCGGGGAACUCUCUAGGAAGAUGGCUGGGACAGGUGGCGAUGGUCCUUAUUCUCUUGGUAUCUCUUUGGGGUGAGUUGAGCCUUGUCGUCUCUUUUAAGUUGCAUAUUAGCAAAUGGGUGCCUGCAACUCUUUCUGUCACUGCUGUUGUUCCACCAUCAGUGCCUACAAAAUCCCACUGCUUGGCUGUUAAAGAUCCCACUAGAUCAGCAGUGGCUAGAAGAUGGUUGCAAGGGGAAUGAUGACCCACUGGACUAAUUCUGGUGGACCAUAUGGUGCCUGCUGGUUGCUGGAGCUCUUGGAAAGAAAGAUGAAGUAGGUAGCUUUUUGUCUGAUCCAGCAAACCUGAUAGGAUGAGAAAUUGGAUUGUGGUCUACUUUUGGCUGGUCUGGUGUCUGAUAGUUAUAGGGAUUCUUGCAAAGAAUGCUUGACUUGAUGAAUGAAACUUUUUUUUGUACUUAAGCACAAAUCAAUACUCUGGAUUCAGGAGUGCUUAGUUAUACCCUACUAUUAAUAGAUCUUGAGUAUAUAAUCUGGCUUUUUGCAAUGCAUUGGUAGACUGCAAAGGCUCAAUCAUCACAGUAUAUAAAAAAACCAACCAUGAAAAUCUAAAGUCAGCCCUCUCCAGGUUUAGUCUUAUUUAGUCUUAUUUCAGGAUAAGUGAAAAACAAACUGAUGGGUAUAUGAGCAUGUGCAGCGUGUUCUCACCACUAAUUAACUUUUGCUCCUGUAGGAUUCAGAUAGAGCCUUCAUUAAGUGCUGCUGCUAUAAACUGAAGACUAGGACAUGUUCAUUUUAUCUCCAGUUAUAGAAAGGGAGACUGUAGAUUAGUACAGUGGUACCUCGGGUUAAGUACUUAAUUCGUUCCGGAGUUACGUACUUAACCUGAAAUGUUCUUAACCUGAAGCACCACUUUAGCUAAUGGGGCCUCCUGCUGCUGCCACGCCGCUGGAGCACAAUUUCUGUUCUCAUCCUGAAGCAAAGUUCUUAACCUGAAGCACUAUUUCUGGGUUAGCGGAGUCUGUAACCUGAAGCAUAUGUAACCUGAAGCGUAUGUAACCCGAGGUACCACUGUAUGAGGAAAAGUAACUUGUGUGUUCCUUCUUAACUGGGGGAAGAGGGAGAGGUAGACCAUAUACGCUAGCCAUGUAAGUCGUUCAUAGGGUGGCUACAUGUCCUUACAUGUCUUUUCCCCAGGCACAUUAUGAGAGCAGCAAAAUAACCAGACUGUACAACGGUGAUGGCAUAAAAUCAGGCCAAUUCUUUAUUGACAGCAGCAGUCAAGGCAAGGGUUGGCAUGGCAUCAGGUCCCAGGAUCAGUUCAUCAUUCCACAAGCCCCAUGUUGAUGGAAUGGAUCCGCUGGUUUUGGAUCGCUCCAAACCUGUAUAAUGGGAGUCGUCCAGUGUUGAACCUUGCCGUGGUGCAAGUCAAGCAAGCAAAUUCUCACUGGGGGACCAGGGUGCAGAUUCCAAUACUGAACCCACGCUUAGGUUUGCCAUGGUCAAUUCUCCCCUCAGGCCCCUUAUGGGGGUCCCCCAUACAAUGUUGAUCCUGACCAAUGCCAUUUCUGCCCUCAUACAAACAACGUUCUUCCACCUAACAAAGAAAAAACAUAAUUUCACUGAGGGAAAAGUGAAAAAAAACAACCCCAACCAAGUGCCAAUCAGUUUGAGAGAGAAAAGUUCCUUUCUGGCCCUGUCAACAAGUGACUCAGAAUUGCUCAACAAAGGCUCUAACCUGAGGGUGGGCAGAUGGGAAUCUCUCAAAGCAAAAUGGCUGUGAGCUCCAGCGGAAGCAGCCUUAUAUAUGCUUUUCCCUCCCCUCUUCAGCAAGGGCGCAUGGGACAGCUUUUUCCCAUGAGCCCAUCACACAGAGAAGAUACUGGGCAAAACCUUGCCCAAUGGAGUAUAUAAUGGGUGAGAUUUUCUAUCUCACAUACCCCACAAAUGCAAAGUCUUAAAGGGAUUUAGCCUCUGCUCAGACCAACCAUCUGUGUCUGGUCAAGCAUUCUGACAAAGGGAUGUUCCAGACAUCGGCGAACUAUGUCUCACAUGGUAAAGCAUCAGAGCCAGUGUGGUGUAGUGGUUAAGAGCAGUGGACUCAUAAUCUGGCGAACCGGGUUUGCUUCCCCGCUCCUCCACAUGCAGCUGCUGGGUGACCUUGGGCCAGUCACACUUUUCUGAAGUCUCUCAGCCUCACUCACCUCACAGAGUGUUUGUUGUGGGGGAGGAAGGGAAAGGAGAUUGUUAGCCGCUUUGAGACUCCUUAGGGUAGUGAUAAAGCAGGAUAUCAAAUCCAAACUCUUCUCUUCUUCUAAUGGGCUAUAACAAAUCUGUCAGCCACUAGUGACAUUUAGACUGGCUUCCUGGGACACUUGCUGGGAUAGAAAUAAGGAACACCACACAAUCAGAAUGGAAUCAGAUCAGGCCACAACUUUGUUGACUGCAGAUGAAAAGGUUUAGCAUAGGCAAUGGGUAACCAUUUACUUCUGGCCAGCCUGCCAGAAAUGACAUCAAGGGUCAACUCAGCAGUGGGGAUUCCUAUGACUUGCAUCAAAUAGUGGGAUCCCCACAGGGGAGCACUGUGGCCCAAGCCCCCAUCUGGACAUAUGGACAGAAGCAACUCCUUCCCAGAUCCCUUUAAUGGGGUAGCCUUGUUCAGGUGGGGGAGGCAGAAGCUACAACCUCCCCUCCAUCCAAGACUAAGGUCGCCCAAUGCCUAAACCACCAAAAUUUGUGAUGAUUGCUAUAAGAUAGGCAAAACCAUUCAGACCAGUGCAAAUUUGUCUGAUGGGCGAAUUCCAACCAAGCCCUGAAUACAGCAACCAACAUUGCCAUAGCAAGGCCAAAGCUGUUAGGAAAGUAUUGUUGGGUUGGUUGAUCCAACGAGGAGAACCAGGUGUCAGGACUGGCACAAAGUGCCUUACAUCUCCAGGGAGCAGACCUGAGGGAAAUCUAACUGCUCUGUCAGGACAUCCCCCAAGGGCAGUCAUAUAGGGAGGACCCAGAUAAGACGGGGAUCAUUGCCAGAGGGAGGGUUUUUAAAAAACAAAACAAUCUGGAGGAACAGGGCUACCCAGGAACUAUGUCGAGAAAUCCAAACAUAAAGGUACAAAUCCAGAUGGAAGAGGUUCUCAGGGCCAGAAACAAUUGUACACCUGUAGUUGCUUUCUAAAAGGGAGUGGAAGGCUCCAGGGAACAGCGCUGGUGUAAAGAAGAGCAAUCACCUCUUGUUGGAGCUCACCAUUGCACUAAAGCUUUCCGGGUUUGCUACUAGUGUACUAAUAAUGUUAGCAGGGUUUCAGAGCAAGGUCUCUCAUAGAUCAAAUCAGUCAGUGAGCUAUGCUCAUCUUUUUCUAGUUUUGCACUGCAUGAGAAAGUGUCCUUUGUCCAGAGGUUAUGAAAUCUGAGGCUUGCUCAAUGUUUCAGAGAACCAUCUAUUUUGUUUGAAAAAGAACAAUGCUGAUAGUGCAAAGUUUUUUGAGAUGUUGCUGGAUUUGUUUGUCUUUUUUUUUAAAAAAAUAGUCAUAGGAACACAAAUGCAAGUCGGUAAGAAUUAUUUCUACUUUGGGCAGUAAGCUUAUAAACCAAUCUUGCUUACCGCAAGGAAAUUAGGAAAUUCAAUGUGCAGAGAGAUUCCUAAGGAACUCAGUUUAUUUCCAAACCUUUGGAAUAAUUAAUUUGAUUGUUCAUUAUUCUAAUUUGAUGUCUAUCCAUAUGUUGCUAUCUCAUUUAGAGAGCUAUCCUUUGUUCUGUUGAAGGAUAGCUGAGGGGCCGUAGGACACUGUGAACUUGCCUUGCCACUUGCCUUUACAGAGGCCUUCUCAAGGUGGUGGAGGAAAGCUCUGUUGGUGCUUUUCUAUGCAUGCAAAACCAGAAAUGGGAGCAGGACAGAAGAGGCUAUGAAUCUGCCUUACCUUUCUCCAGACUGGCCCCAGGCCGAUUGUGAAAAGAUGCCAGACCUAGAGCCGUUGUUGUGAAAUCCCUCCAAUUGUCAUCAGUGGGAUGAAUUUUUGAGAAUGGAUGGAAAAGAGCAGAAAAGGCUGCCUCCUCACACUCCACCUGGCCUAGCUGGUGUGAGCCAUUGCAACUCUGGAUGUUGUGGUGGUCCUGUAGUAAUUUUUCCCCCAACCAGGAAGCUGGUUGGAUUGCUCUACCCAUUAAUCAACUUUUUGGGGGGGGGGGGCUGAUUUUCCUCAUUUAAACUCUGCAUUUUUUUCAAGAUGUCUCUUUUGCCAAUAUUUAUCCAUAACAUCCUUAUAUUUGUCAUCUUUCAAUAUUUUAAAGCUAAAGAGAGAUUGAAAGAUCAAGAAGUAGGCAGACAACUGAAGGAAAAAACUCAACCAAAGAGUAGAUCACAGUUGACUACCACCCCAUGACUUUGCAGAUUUUUUGCAGUUUCGACUAUAUACAUAUGCAAUUAGCAGAGGCACAUAUUGGCUAAAACCCAUUACAGUACAGUGGUACCUCGGUUUUUGAAUGUCUCCAUUGAUGAACGUUUUGGAACUCAAAUGCCAUAAACCCAGAAGUAAAUGCUUUGGUUUUCGAACACUUUUAGAAGUCAGACGUGCCACACGUUUUCCAUAUUGAGUUUUCCAUUAAAAAAUGCUUCCGGAAGUAAAUGCUUUGGUUUUUGAACGUUUUGGAACUCGAACAGUCUUCUGGAACGGAUAACGUUCGAAAGCCAAGGUACCACUGCAAGCCAAGGCAGCCUGAGGGAAGCCUGCCAUAACCACUGCUGGGAGGCAAGCUGAGGAGAAGACAAUAAAAUAAGAGGGAAGGUGGUGUUGAAUUGUUUCUUUAAAUGUGAAGGUUCAUCAUUGUUCCACCUGAUGUGUAUGUCUUUAAGGGGCCAGAGCAAGGGCCAGAGCAAAUUAACGAGACCCAGCUUUACAGCUGUGAAACAUAGCAGGUGCUGCUGAGUUGUAUUGAUUAAGCUGUGUCAGCAAUUGGGUGUAGUAUAUAAGGAGCAGCACCUAGCUCUCCCAUUACCCUGGGGGAUGGGUUGGUGGUUGGGUCUGGUUUGUUGUUGAUGUAUUUAGUGUAUAAGGAGUUUUUGUUUUUGUAAUUAAAACCUUGUUUAAGUUAUUUUUGAGUCCCUUUUUAAUGCAUGGUCUCCCCAGCAAGCUCUCUGCAGCGCUACCAUACUGCAAAAAGCCAACAGGUGGUUCCUCCACCACACAUGGAAGGGAGCUAGGCAGACAGGAAUUCACCUGUGAGGGGUGAGAGCAAGUGAGCAGGUGGGUGAGCUGAGGCAGCCUCUGGGGAACUUGCUGUGGCUGUUGCUGCCUUGGGAGCUAAGAUGAAGGUAGGGUCAGAAAGGCUGAAGGGGAUGGGGGCUAGGCAGGCAGCAAUUCUCUUGGAUAAAAAUACCUCUGCUGCACAGAAACUGCUUCCCAAGAUGGGCCUCACCUGUUCCCCCCCUCAUAACACUUCAAUUAUAUCAUCUUUUAUAUACACAUGUGUGUGUGUGCGCGCGCAAAUUGGACUUCAGAAUAGAAGCAAAAGUGUGUGUGAGAGAGAGAGAUAAGUGGAGAUAAGUUGUCUGUGUGUGUGUGUGUGUGUGUGUGAGAGAGAGAGAGAGAGAGAGAGAGAGAGAGAGAGAGAGAUGCAAAUGUAUGGAUGUGUGCCUGGGGUGGGGGAAUACAUGUUCAGGGUGUAUUAAGGAGAGAAAGGAAGGGGGUAUGCAUGCAUGUUUGUCUGAGAAGCAGGAAGAGAUGUAGUGUGUGUGUGUAAGAGAGCUAGAAAGUUAAGGGGAAGUAGUGUACUAAGAGAGAAUUCCUUGAAUACAGGAAGGAAAGUGUACCAUGUUAGGCUGGCACAAUGUGGUCAAAUGAUUCAUGAUAGCAGGGAGCAGGGGGGAAGUGGGGUGUACCAAGGUUACAAAAUCACAGUGGGAAGGGCUAGUGGGUCUGUACCAAAUGGGAAUUUCGGGGUGGGGUCCCAAGUAGGGAAAUAAGAAAUAAGAAGAAGUGGUAUACCAAUUGUGAAUCACCCAGUAAGAGAGGGAGGGAGAGAGAGGAAGAGGGAGAGAGAGGAAGAGGGAGAGAGAGGAAGAGGGAGGGAGGGAGAGAGGGAGGGAGAGAGAGAGAGAGAGAGAGAGAGAGAGAGGGAGAGAGGGAGAGAGAGAGGAGAAGGAGAAGGAGAAGGAGGAGGAGGAGGAGGAGGAGGAGGAGGAGGAGGAGGAAAUGUAGUGUACAAAGGAUAUCGGGCAUGGAGUAGUGGAAAAGACAGUGGGGCAGGGGAAAUCAUGCUGCACGUGUUCAGAGGAGCCUCUUAAGCAAAAUCACAUACAAAAUGUGUGUGUAUUAUGAGAAAUUUGCACUGAAAUGCUGGUAAAAUUACAUGACUUUUUGUUUUAUUUUUGGUUGUUUUUGUUGUUGUUGUUUUUUAAAAAAACCAGUGUGAGGUGGAGGAGUGAAUUUAAGAUUAGAAAAAUGAGAAACCGGGAGUAACUGAAAUUUACCAUUUGCCUGUCCCUACUGGAAAAGUAGAUAAUGGCAUAGUGUGGAUAAAUGCCAAAUGUCUAUGUUCUGUGCUUUGGAAAUGAAUACUGUGACCUCUCCUGAUGUCAGAGUGUAACUGUCAAAGUUCGGAGCCUUGUGCUGUUAAUAUGUUGCAAGCCUCUUUAGCAGCAGCUACUUGUUGACAGUUUAUCAACGGGGGUGGGGGCAGAGCGAGAAACACAGGACAGUUAACUGUCAAUUGGAAGAAAUGGUCAGUUGAUGAGGGACAUGGGAAGUGAAAAUAAGAGAAAACUGAGUUGGAUAUCGGAAGCCUGAGUAUUAAGCUAUUCCAUCCUGGUGCCAAAACUUUAUUAUUAUUAUUAUUAUUAUUAUUAUUAUUAUUAUUAUUAAAUUUCAUUUAUUAAAAGACUGAGAAAAGAAGAAAGGAAAAAAGCAAGUGAAUGAAAAAAAAUAUUGUUACAAUACCAUCCUUUAAUAUACAGAUGUGUAUGUUCUUAUUAUCCUAAUAUACAUAUAAUUAUCAACAACUCAGUAUAUUCUGUGUAAACUCAUUCUAAAUGUCAUUGUAUUUAUCCAAAGAAAGUCUGCGUCCAUAAGCUGUCAAUAUACGAAUCGUGCAAAAACUUCACUUUGUUGGUGAAGGUCAGCUAAAGUCAGCUAAGUUAAGGGGGGAAGGCAGGGCUGCAUUCAGACCAUUUCAUUUUCCGGAUGUUUACUUGCCUAAUAAUUUUCAUGUAAUGUGCAAUCUUCCACAUGAUAUAAAAGCUGCUUCUGCAAACCCAGCGGAAAUUUCUAUUCCACCUUAAAGAGCAGACAUGGAACUGUUACGUGUCACAUGUCUGUUUACAUUCCAGCACUGUUUUGGUGUCGUUAGAGGAACUUCCGCUGUGUUAUUGCUUUUGCUUUUGGACUCUCUCGCGAGAAGACAAAGAAAGAGGCGACUUGUUUCUUUGUCUUGAUUUAUGAUUAAUAAAUCCAUAGUUGUAGUAUGCUUCCAUAAGCCUCACACCUAUUCUGUGUGCGCAGUUUGCUCUGCUAAUAUAAUGUGCCCUGGCUUUGAAGCCUGGGUCGCUGAUUUACUUCGGAGCAGAGGCCGAUGGGUCUUCACAGCGGGGCGGCUGGAAGGAGACGACCCAGCUGGGGCUAGCCAGCUGGCCUCACGGCCCUCUGCAUGUCGACACUAUGUUCAUUGCUUCCAGGGGGAAAAAAAUCCAUUUGCAACCCUGUUAACCUCAAAAAAUCAUGGGAUGAAAAUUGGGGCCGUAUUCUGAGCACACAGUUCUUUCCCACCAUUUUCAGGGGUGAAUUGCAGAGAAACAGAAGCACACGUGUGCCACACGCCACCCACUGGUGAGAAUGAAAUUUAGUGCAACAUGGUAUAGCGAUCAAAAAGACAUCGUUCCACAAUGCAACAGGAAAUGCAGUGUAAAAGGAAUGUUGUAGAAUGGGACAGAAGCACUAGCAUUAUAACCUCAAGUCUGAAUGCUGAGAGACAGACAGACAGACAGACAGACAGACAGAGAAGCUCAGCUAGGUUAAAAGAAAGAGAGAUAUAAACAAUAAAAUAAAUAAAAUAAAAUCAUUGCUAUUCAUCUCAUUGUGUAGUAACACUCCAGCCAACUGCUCGCUACUGCUACGACACCUUAUUUAUUUUGCAGCAGUGGGAAAGGUAUAACUAACUGAAGGAAAAUAUAUUUUGGAGCACAAUCUGGAUCAUUUGACUGAGAAAUUAAAAUUAAAGUCAAUUUAAAAUUAAUUAAAAUGGCUAAUCCACUUUCUGAAACUUGUGUACCUAGGUGGUGGAGCUUGGAGUUCACCUCCUGAAGAACCAGCCCAAGCUGAGAUCAGGCUGGUGAAUGGUUCGAGUCGCUGCAGUGGGAGAGUCGAGGUGCUCCAUAAUGGAGAGUGGGGCACUGUUUGUGAUGACAGCUGGGGUAUCGAGGAAGCCAGAGUAGUAUGUCGGCAACUGGGCUGUGCAGCUGCAAUAUCAGCCCACCGUGAAGCAUAUUUUGGAAGAGGAGUUGGUCGCAUCUGGCUAGAUGAACUCAGAUGCACAGGGACAGAAUCAGACCUCAGUCAAUGCCCAGCAAGGGCUUGGGGAGACAAUGACUGCCAUCACGGAGAAGAUGCUGGCGUUCUUUGCUCAGGUAGGUUAUUCAGCAAGGUAAACACAUGUCCUUGAUCAGAUGUGCAUCCCUACAAGCCCAUGGAGGUGUGAAUUUCAAAAUUUGUGUUCUAGAGUCACAGCACAUCAUGGGGAUGUUGCAGUGAAAUGCAGGGUAGCAAUCAAAUGCAGAGUCCAAUCUGGGUAAAAAAGUAGAAUUGCAUUUAUUGUUACAAAAUCAAAAUGGGGUUAAUCAGUGUGAUUAAAAUGAAAGCUGCCUGAGACCUUUCUCAACAUGCAGCCAUAGGGAUAGGAUGCAUGGUCUGUAUGCCCCUGAGCACAGGCACCAUCUUUUCUGUAAACCAUGUAUUUUUUAAUCUAGAUGUCUAUUUUGCCUUAAUUAAGUCUGCAGCUUUAUGUAAGUAAACAAUAGUUUUAUAUUGUUACAUUACAGACUUCUGUGUUGCUAUUUUAUUUAUAUAGGGAUAAAUAAAGGGGAAGCUCCAGUCUCCCAAAGGUGUCCUGGAUAAUUUUAGAAAGCUGCACAGCUUUGUCCCAAGUUUCCACAUUAAUGCUGCAAAGGGUGGUAUAUAUUUUUUAACUCUGCUAAACCAGAUGCUAAUCUUACUCAAGUGAGUAAGAGGAAGAAUAAUAAAUAAAUCAUAUAUCCUAACCUACCUUCCAAAUCCAUCCCAACACAUGAAGCCAUUGACUCCACCCCACCCCCUUAGUCAUAAGGUGGUGAGGAUGGUUACCUUUUUUGCCUUCAAAAUGUAAAUAGAGCUGGAGGAGGAAGUCAAAAGUGUGACACACUUUCCCACUUCCUCUUUCAGCUCUAUGUGCUUUUCAAAGCUCAGAUUAAUUCUAAUGAGUCUCAUUUUUACCCAGACCCCUUGGACAGUGAGGUGUGCAUGCAUCCUCUCUCUCUCUCUAACUCUUAUGGGAGGGCUCUGAUCUGGGGAGGGUGGAAAAAAGUGAGGGGGGGAGUCACACCCACAGCAUUCAUUCAAUAUAACAAAUUUGCCUUGGACCUAGAAAGGUUGAUAACCCUUGAGUUACUUCAUGGAGGAGAUACGUCAGUCAGGGAUGAUUAAAAAUGGCAGAUAGAAACCAAGCAACAGUGUCCACUGGUGAUGCUAUGUCUCUAGAACUCUGGGAACACACCAAAGAAAAUGGAUUCCAUCAACACCCCAUGUUCAACAUGCACAAGGAAUCUGAUGGGCUACUGACAAAGGUGAAAUACUGAAAGGAUCAUUGGUUUUGCUGAGAAGGUGAAUUAUUAUGUUUUUCCCUUUUCUCUCUAAACAGAGGUGAGACUGGCAGGUGGUUCGUCUCCAUGUACUGGCAGGGUCGAGUUGCUUCAUAACCAAAGAUGGGGAACAGUGUGUGACAAUGGAUGGGACUUAGCUGAUGCCCAUGUUGUGUGCCGGGAAGUAGGCUGUGGAGCUGCUCUAAAAGCAACUCUUGCAGCUAAAUUUGGACAGGGAUCUGGCCCCAUCUGGAUGGAUCAAGUGAAUUGCACAGGGGAUGAAGACAGUCUAAGGAAAUGUCCGCCAAAAACAUUGACAGAACACAGCUGUGCCCAUAGCAAGGAUGCUGGUGUGGAGUGUGAAGGUAAUAAUCUAUGGAUUUGUACAACUAAGGAACUAUGAAAAUUUAAAAUAAUAAUCACAUACUCUGUCCCCGAGCCUGGAGAAUAUAUAUUUCAGCUACUCAUUUAACCAUGGGAAAGUAGUGCCUAGUCUAGAACUAGCAGCUAAAUGACAUAUAACCUUAACAGCAUCAGGAACCCAAUCUGGAGUGAGACCAUAAUAUGGGUUGUGGUAGGAGAGCUUUAAUACUCAGAUGUUUGAGGCCCCUGCACUAUGAAUUGCUUUGCAAAAAGAAGAGGGGGGGAAAAGAGGGAUAUAUACAUAUAUAUAUAUAUAUAUAUAUAUAUAUAUAUCUUCAAUGCUAAUUGUUGGAGAAAUCCUUUAAUUCCCGUAUGCCAUGAAGUUUGGGCCAAGUACUCUUUGGUGAAAGAACCCCAACAGAGAUGUAACAUGGCAAAACAUGUAACAAAAUAAAGCAUGGAAAUAUAGGCUGUAAAACCUUUAAAAAUGUGCCCCUCCAAGUAAGCUCCAAAGAUGACCUGCUUGAAAGCUUCUUCCAAAGUUUCCUACUAAUCCUAUCAUAGAAAAAACAAACAUGUUUUUAAAGCUAUGAAUUGGUUUAUUUACAAACCUUCCUUAGAUCACACUCAUGUGCUUUUCCAUACAGCAGUCAGAUGGGUUGCAAAGGCAGUAAAAUGUAGCUUGGUUACAAAAUGGUAAAAGCUCCUAAACUAUUGGCAUAGGGAAAUGCUAAUUUUGGACUCCAUUCUGGUCUGAAACAAAAGAGGCUGGUGAAAGCCAUGCGGCUAAGCUGGAGCAAUCAGCUCAUAUGUCCUCACACACCGAAAAGGUAGACUGGAGGAAACAAAGACUUAAUUGCCCAUUUUAUCCCAAGGUGAGGGGAAGUGACAUAGCUAAGUCUGGCUUUAACUUCUUUGUGCAUUAAUUAGACUUAAGCAUUUGGUUAAAUGAGGCUGGUUAUUCCACACUCAUUACAGGCUUGCUCCUCAAAUCUAAAUGGGUACCAGAAUGAAGGGCAAAGGGUGGCUGGCCUGUCUUCAUUAGCUUUUUACACUUGCUGAUUCCAGGAAAUUAGUUUCUAGUACACCACUUAAUUCACACAGUUAAUUAACACUCCAAGCAUUGAUUAAAUGCCAACAUAUACUAGAUCCAGGAAUUUAGGGAAAUACAGCACUCACAAACUCUGGCACCCACAGACUCAUAACACUGUGCAUAUCUGUAGGCAUCCCAGAGAAUCAAAAUAAGAUUGUGGUAGUAGCAGAGGACAGGGAAUUGGUGGAAACAGUUAUGCAUGAAACUAACUCAAAAAAAAAUUUGCCCAUUAUUUCUCAAUGUUUUCCUCAUUCUCAGAACCCCCUGAGCUCAGAUUAAUAAAUGGCCCCAAUCACUGUUCUGGGAGAGUUGAGAUCCUGCACGAUAAACUCUGGGGGACCAUAUGUGAUGACGAUUGGGACCUUGAUGACGCUGCAGUCGUGUGUAGUUAUCUUGGCUGUGGAACUCCUAUAUCAGCCCCACGAGGUUCUCGUUUUGGAGCAGGAACUGGUCCCAUUUGGCUGGAUGGCGUUAACUGUACAGGGUCAGAGACUGCCAUCAGCAAAUGCCAAGCAAAAGACUGGGGAGUACAUGAUUGCACCCAUACAGAAGAUGCCGGUGUUGUAUGCGCAGGUAAGGCACACUUUCCCCCAAUCAGAAAUGAAGCAAAGAGCAUGGGAGGAUAUUAUUGUUCAACUAUUUUGUAUUAGUGGAUAAUCCUCGCCAAUAAGAGUCCAACAAGUCUGUACUUCAAAGAAUGGAAUCAUAGAGUGGGGAGGGGUCUCUUGUAAGUCAUCUAAUCCAAACCUAUGCUCACUUCCCCCCGCCCCAAGGUGUUUCAGUGAUAUUAUCCACCUAUUCUUGCUCAAGGAAUUCUCUGCAGGAUUACUUUUUUGGUGUUUAAACUCUUUUUUUGUCCCAUCAGAGCUUCGCCUAGUGGACGGCACAACUCGCUGCUCAGGGCGGGUCGAGGUGUAUCACAACAAGCAGUGGGGAACAAUUUGUGGUUCUGAUUGGGAUAUGAAUGAUGCCCACGUCGUGUGCAGGGAACUGGACUGUGGACAACCUGUAACAGUGUCAGGCAGUGCACGGUUUGGCCAAGGAUCUGGUACUAUCUGGCUAGACAGAGUUAACUGCACAGGAAAAGAAGCAGCUCUGAGUGAAUGCCAAAAAAGACCCUGGGGAGAGCAUACCUGUGACCACAGCAGGGAUGCAAGUGUGGAGUGCUCAGGUAAUUUUGUACUAUGUGAUGUAGUUCAAAUCCAUUCUUCAUUACAGUCAGGUACUCUACCAAGGUAAAUUAUCUAGAUGAAAGCUCUGAAGGAAGUAGGUUGUGGCCUAAAAAGAUGGCAGAAGUGUUUGGCAAUCACCCUGAAAGACAAUGCAAGUAUUUAAAAUAGUGCCAGUUCCACCAAAAGCAAUUGCAAACUUCAGCUUCUUUUCACCUCCCUACCAGCCAGUGGCAAGGACUAGCUAGACUGAAACUUCCAUAAUUGUUUGUCCUAGUCUUUGUCCUAGAAGACGUGUCUGACAGAACAAUAGCUCAUAGCAGCAAGCCAUUAAAAACCAUCUUGCAUCUUCUAGUCUUCGGUGUCCACUGCAGGAGUUGCUUUCCAGCCACUAGCAAAAUGAAAGCCUUAAAAUGUAGCACUCUUUAAGUCAAGAGUGGGGAACCUUCAGCCUGUGGGCUUAAUUGGGCCAAAUGGUUGGUUGAACCAACCAUGCUCACCUGUUCUACACCUUCAUAUAUAUAUAUAUAUAUAUAUAUAUAUAUAUAUAUAUAUAUUCAUAUAUGACAUCAGGUGCCAGGUAGGUUCAGUUCAACCUGGUUCAGUUGAAAUAGCGUUUUCAGAUGGCACCUGCAAAGCCCUAUAGAAAGUGCUCUUCAUGGGGUGUCACAAUUAUUAUUAUCAAUUAAAUUUGUUGGUCACUUUUUCUUGCCCAAGGCAACUCAAAGCAACUUACAACCAAACAACACCGGCCCCACCCCCCAUUCAUUAAAGCCAAGGUGAGGAAUACAUUUAAAACAUCCCACCCACUUCUAAGUUUGAAGCCAAAGGCCAAGAGAUAGAGGAAAGUUUUUGGCCGUGAUGAUGAGGACAACAACAACAACAAUUUUGAUUAUUUAUACACCGCCUAUCUGGCUGGGUUACCCAUUCACUCUGGGUAGCUUCCAACACCUAUAAAAACAUAAUAAAAUAUCAAACAUUAAAAGCUUCCUGAUGCAGGGCUGCCUUCAGAUGUCUUCUAUAUGUUGUGUAGUUCUUUAUCUCCUUAACAUCUGAUGGAGGGUGCUACACAUGGUGGGCACCACCUCUGCCUGAUUCCCUGUAAUUUCACUUAUCGCAGUGAGGGAACUACCAGAAAGCCCUCGGAGCUGAAUAUCAGUGUCCAGGCUGAACGAUGUGGGUGGAGAUGCUCCUUUGGGUAUACAAGGCCAAAGCUGCUUAAGGCUUAGGGCUUUAAAGGUCAGCACCAACACUUUGAAUUGUGCUCAGAAACGUACUGGGAGCCAGCGUAGAUAUAUAAUGAUGGUGCUAGGAAAGCCUUCCACAAGACUUUCAGGUCUUGUGGAGCAUGUUGCAAACAGCUUUGCCAAGGUCUUCACAAAGUCCAACAAUCAGCUGAUUGUCAGGUCUUGCAAAGGAAAGACCCUUGCAAAGCCCUCUGCAAGUCCCAGCGAUUAGCUGAUUGUUGGUGAUUUUCCCAUCUGUCAAACUUAGACUGCAGUGGAUGGGGGAGAUAAUGAGCUGGGAAACCAACCAGAUACAAGUCCUUUUUGCUAACAACUGAUAAAGCAUCUGCAGUGAACAGAAUGUUCCAUAGUCACAUGGAGAGGGGUCACGAUGAUGAUAUAACAGCUUGCCUAAGGCUACCACUUAGCUACUACACAUAAGUCUGAGGAAAAUCAGCCAAUCUUUUCCAGUUGAGCCUAGACAUCAGCUGUUUGAACCACUAUUUGUCCUUUUGGAGACAAUAGGGUUUCAGAUUUCCAGAAGCCAACCUGCCAGGCCAAAGACACAGUUGUAAAGGAGAGAACCUCUUGUUCACAUUCACCAAGAUGACCAGACCCAUGUACUGCACCUGCAUUGCUUUCACAAUGAUCAGUUACACACUUGAGUAACCUCAGUAUUACUGGAUGGAUUGCCACAAAUGGGAACAAAAGCAAGGGAGGCUGGAGAACUGGAAAGUGGAAAAAAUAACCAUUCCUUUGACUUUUUCAGACCCCCAUGAGAUCAGACUGGUGAAUGGUACAAGUCGCUGUGCUGGGAGAGUUGAGGUGCUCCACAACCAGCAGUGGGGGACAGUGUGUGAUGAUGGCUGGGAUCUGAACAGUGCCCAAGUCGUGUGCAAGGAACUUGACUGCGGAGUAGCCUUGGCGGCUCCCCGAGGAGCUCAGUUUGGAAGAGGUGAAGGCAACAUCUGGCUGGAUGACGUCAAAUGUAAAGGGACAGAAGCUGCCCUCAGAGACUGCCGCCUCAAAGCCUGGGGAGAACAUAAUUGCAAUCAUGGAGAAGAUGCUGGUGCUGUGUGCUCAGGUAAUGGGAGACCACUAGGGAGUGCCAUACUAUGGCUGUAGAAAGUGGCUAAAAGUUGAAGGAGCUGUUUUGUCAACAGUGGGUUUCUCUAGAGCUCUACUACUGAUAAUAAUUAUAGAAGAAGAACAAUCUUCAAUGGAUCUUUCUCCCUUUCUUCUUUCUUUCCUUCCUUCCUUUCCACAUCCCUCAUUAGAUAGGCUCAACAGGACACCUUGCUAAUUUCAUCCACCCCUUUAAACUUCAUCUAUUUGUUUUUGUUUUUAUGGAUACAUACACAAUUUGUUUUCUGAGCACAUGUUCCACACAAGAAGUUCACAACAUAAGUAAACAAGCUUGCUAUUUCAGCACUCCAGAAACCAGCUAGCUUUUUGUUCAUGCUUCUUUGUUCCCUGUUUUAUAUUCAACAACUACACAGGAAGUUGUCCAGUUUCCAAACAAGGAAGAGGAGCACUCUGUCUGAGACAUAACCAAAUGAUACAUUACAAUUAGGGAUGGAUAAUCCUUUUUUCUCUCAGGGCCAUAUUCCCAUGGGAGUAACUUGUCAGGGUCUGCAUGCAGCAGUGGGUAGAACCAAAAUGGGCCGGGUUUUACAAACAUUGUAGGAUUGCAUAACUGUCCUUCUCUCCCUCCCCUCCCUCCCCUCUUCUCUCUCUCUCCAUCUGUGCCACCCCAUAUCUAUAGGCUGAGUUAAAUUAUGCCAAGAACCACAAGUUCCCCACCCCUGCAAUAAGUGCACGGUGAUAUUUCUUUAAAAGAGAGGAGGAAUAGAGCCAGCUGUGGAAGGCCGGUCCAGAUUAGGGCUGUCUGAGGGGGUUUCAAUUCUUUCCUCCAUUGUGUUUUCCUUAUGAAAAUUCCCUCCUCAUAGAUGGUACUUAACCCCUGUAAAACUCGCAAAGAUUUAUCAUAAGAGUGAUAAUCUAUGUUGGAAAUGAAAAAGAAGGUACUUUUUAUCAUAUGUGGUGGACUUGUCCCAAGGUGAAAGACUUCUGGGGAAAGAUUUAUAAUGAAUUGAAAAAAAUGUUGAAAUAUACAUUUAUUAAGAAACCAGAGGCCUUUCUUCUUGGAAUAAUAGGUUUGGAAUUGCCCCCCAAAAGAUGUUAGAUUGUUUUUGUAUGCCACAACUGCUGCUAGAAUUUUGUUGGCCAAAAAUUGGAAAUUACAAGAAGUACCAACAGUGGAGGAAUGGCAGAAGAUGAUGGACUUUUCGGAGCUAACCAACCUGACUGGAAGAGUCCGCGACCAGAAGGAGGAGGAGUAUCAAGAGGAAUGGAAGAAAUUUAAAAACUAUUUAGUUAAAUAUGUUAAGAUAACUUAAAUAGAAUUACUUGUGAGUCUCAAAUCGGCCUAGGUUUUAAAUAUGUGAUGUUGUAGAAUAUUAUGGAUAAAAGUUAAAAUGAAGAGAAAGAAAGAUGUUAAUUGGACCAAGUAAAUUUUAUGUAAAAUUAGUUUUGGAAAACUACUACAAUGAUUUAUAUGGAAACUCAGUCAGGGGGAGUUGAGGAAGUCAUCAAACAAUGUUAACAAAAGUGGCAUUUCUACAGUUAGGAUAUGUUUGUUUGUUUGUUUUUUGAUGUUUUCUUUUUAUGUUUGAUAUGUUUCUUUUAAAUCUGGAAAAUUAAUUAAAAAAUUGGGGGGAAAAGAAAAUUCCCGCCCCACUCUCAAUUUGAUAUUCACCUUGGGAGGAUGUAAAUGGCCAUUUCUGAGGCAAACAUCAGCAUUCGUUGAGGGAAAUGGUAUGGGGAACAGCUUCUCCUCAUGGGAAGAAAAAUGACUUGAUGUAUUCAUGCCCUUUGUGAGAUGAGGCGCAGCCUCCUUAGCUAUUAGACAUGAGAUGUUCAAGAAACUUGCCAAUAAUGUCUUGGCUUAAUGAGUGGCGUCCUUCAAUAUUUUAUUUCCCAUCAGAACUCAGGCUGGUGAAUGGCUCAAGUCGUUGCUCAGGAAGAGUGGAGAUCUUCCACAAUCAUCAGUGGGGCACUGUGUGUGAUGAUCGCUGGGGCCUUAAGCAGGCUGAGGUCAUCUGCAAAGAGUUGGGCUGUGGCGUUGCUUUGAAAGCUCGUACAAAAGCUGCAUUUGGACGAGGAACAGGGCCCAUCUGGUUGGAUGAUGUGAACUGUCAAGGAACAGAAACAGCCCUCAGUCAGUGCCCAGCAAGCUCUUGGGGGAUCAAUAACUGCAAUCAUGGAGAAGAUGCUGGUGUUGAGUGUGCAGGUAAAUUAUAUUCCAUGCUUAAUGGUUUGGAACAUACAUGUUCCUAUUACAUAAACCUGCGUCCCUCUUGCAUGAAGCUUUGGAGACCUUGCACUGCAGGCCCUUGUCUUCCAAUCUCGGGUUGGCUGGGAUGCAGGACCAAGUCUUCUUCUUUGCCUAGACUAUGUAUAUUGGAGAAGGAAUAGCAGGGGAACAGGGCUCUAGCACUUUAGAGCAGGAGCAAUGAGCACCAGGGAAACUGAAAUACUUUCUUUGAUGUGGCGACCGAAUGAUAACUAAGCUUUCAAGUUUUACAAUGGUUUGUACUGUAUUUGCAUAGAGGAAGACUGAAAAUGAGGUAAAUAAGCAAAGGGUACUUUUUCCGCUUUGAAGGAAUUUGUCCUUCAUGCUGCCUGUUUAAAUGGUAAUCCUUCUUUGCAAGAUUUUUUGCAUUUCUAAUUUAAAGCUAAAAGUUGUUAAAACGGAACUCAUUUUACAAGUUGAACCUAUGUAAUUAGAAGUGAGCAUUACUGAGUUCAAGGGAGCCUAUAAAUCAGGGAUGUGAUUCCAAAUUUCCACAGCUGAAUUCCAGCUUAACUGCUACACCAUCCAUUGCCAGCUUCCUAUUUUAUGACUGUCUGCUGACUCUCAUAAGCUGGGUAUUGUGCUAUGUACUGCUGAUCUAUCUCCCUCUUAAGUUUGAGAAAUUCCCCGAAAGGCAUUUGCAGGAGAUAAUCAGCAGGGACAGGAAACAUCUGUGCUUAAAUAACUCCACUGGUCACCAAUAUGUCGCCAGGCCACAUUUAAGGUCUUGCUGUUAGUAUAGAAAGCCCAGAACCAACUGGGAUCAGCUUACCUCUGGGAGCAUCUUGCCUUGUAUAUCCCAGAUACUUCAAUCCUUAGAAGAAGUACUCAGAGUAGUGUCAUAAGUUCUCAAGGUUCAUCUUAUGUCUACUAAGAGCAGGGUCUUUAGUGUGGAGGCACCAGUCCUUUGAAAUGUGCUUCCAGUGAACAUCAGGUAAGCUCCUAUAGUUUUGGCAUUUAGGAAUCUGCUUAAAACCCAUCUGUUCACCCAAGCUCUCCUUGAGGUGUGAUCAGCCAUGUUGAUGCAUCAGUUCUGAUCUACUGAUGGCUAAUGUGUUUUGUACAUAUCUAAAAUGUACUUUUAUUAUUACUUAAUGCUGUUUACCACCUUGAUGGUUUCCCUUCCCCCUAAUGUGGGCAGCAUAGAAAUUUUGCAAAUAAAUAAAAAGAACUAAAUGUAUUUAUUGGCAAACACAGUUUUGGCGAAACCUUUGUCAGAGUAAUGGAUAGCACUAGCCUCAGUCCAGAUGACAUUAGGUAUAACCCAUACUAGCAUGAGUAAAAUGAAACAUCAUCUUUCUUGGGAGUCUUCUUAAAAUAUCUGUGGCUUUGUGUUUCCAUGUUAUAACUUUUACCAUUCCAGAUCCGGUGGAGCUAAGGCUGGUCAAUGGCAGUCAUCGGUGUUCUGGUAGGGUGGAAGUGUUUCAUCUCAACCAAUAUGGAACUGUGUGCGAUGACAGUUGGGACCUAAAUGAAGCAGUCGUUGUGUGUAGGUACCUUGAUUGUGGAUCAGCCAUAGCUGCCCCCCGUGGAGCUCAAUUUGGGCGAGGAGUUGAUCCCAUCUGGUUGGAUGAUGUCGAAUGUACAGGAACAGAAGCUUCUCUCACUGCUUGCAAGGCCAAGCCUUUGGGAACCAAUGACUGUAACCAUGGAGAAGAUGCUGGUGUUGUAUGUUCAGGUAAUCUGCUCUGGUGCAAUAAAGGUAAAGGGACCCCUGACCAUUAGGUCCAGUCGUGACCGACUCUGGGGUUGCGGUGCUCAUCUCGCUUUAUUGGCCGAGGGAGCCGGCGUACAGCUUCCGGGUCAUGUGGCCAGCAUGACUAAGCCGCUUCUGGCGAACCAGAGCAGCACACGGAAACGCCGUUUACCUUCCCGCCAGAGCGGUUCCUAUUUAUCUACUUGCACUUUUGACGUGCUUUUGAACUGCUAGGUUGGCAGGAGCAGGGACCGAGCAAUGGGAGCUCACCCUGUCACGGGGAUUCGAACCGCCGACCUUCUGAUUGGCAAGUCCUAAGCCGUGUCCCUAUGCUCUGGUGCAAUAUCCUACACAAAAAGGAGGCAAUGACAAGGCAAGCGGGUCAUUCCUAGCCCCAUAAAUCCUCUCAAGGAUUCCUGAUCUUCACAGCAAUCCCUGAUUUGAGCCAUUCUUUUAAAACACCAAACCGCUGUCCUACAUCUUCCUUACAAAGUCUCCUCCUGGUGAUGGUGGCUCCUUGCUUGAGACAGGGAGAUUAUAUGACUCAUCUACCAUGAGCAGGACUUAAUUUUUGCAUGCCACCCUUUGUUUCACAAACAAGAGGUAUUUGAUUGCAUGUUUUAAUUACACAUACCAGCAGCGAAGUACUAAAACAGGUCCGAGCUCAUAGUGGCAGCAGAGUAAUGCAGUUUGUCAUCUACAAAGUGAAACAGGAUCAACUGACAAGUCUGUUAUUUGUUUCCCCUACAAUCUGAAGCUGACUGCAUGUUCAUGAUGGGGAGCCAUCAUCAGAUCCUGCUGAUUUCUGCCAGCUGUUUAGGACAGCCAGGAUGAAAAGGGAAAGAAUCCACCCAAGUCCUGACAUUGGUUUUUUUAAGAGCCACUUGGAGUUGUUCUCUGUGGAGUUAAUCAUUUGACCCUCCCGUUUUAUUCUUAGAUGAUCUCAGACUAGUAAAUGGCACAAAUCGCUGCAGUGGGAGAAUCGAGUUCCGGCCGCCCCACAGUGAUCAGUGGGGAACUGUUUGUGACCGUACGUGGGAUUUGCAAGAUGCUGAAGUCAUCUGCAGGCAACUGGGCUGUGGAAAGGCUUCAGCAGCCCCAGGCGGAGCUCAUUUUGGACGUGGAUCAGGAUCCAUCUGGCUGGAUAAUGUGAACUGUAAAGGCACAGAAGAUGCCAUCCAAGAGUGCAGCUCAAAUACCCAGGGGAACAAUAACUGUAAUCAUGACCAAGAUGCGGGAGUUGUUUGUUCAGGUAACCUGCUAUGGCCCCCUUGUUGUUUCCAGAAUGGGAGUUGGGAAUGACAUGCCCAGGGAUGGGGUGAAGUGAUGGGGGGAAAUUCUCUGUUGGAUGUGAUGGAGGAGCAGAGGGACUAUUAGCACAAGGCACUUUGACUUCCUUCCCCACCCCCAUUUGUGUUGUAUCAAAGUUCUUAAAAUUCUUGUCAGUGUCUCUCAAGGACACCAGCUCCUGGGGGCUGAGGUACUUUGCCCUCCCCCAUCUUUUUUUUUAGGGGUGGCCCCCCUCAAUAUUCAGAGGACCCCACAUGCAGUGCCAGGACACACAAUAUUAGGACGCCACAUUGCUUGGGAACAUUUUUCAGCCUGAGAGGCACAAUCCCUUCUGCAUAGAUUAGUUUCUACACACACCUCACUAUUCUUCCUCUUAUCUAGGCAAGCAAGAAUUCAAAGACAUGCUGCAGUCAGGCAAAAGCAGUGAGGGGUGUGGCCUCGUAGGGCUGUAUUAAGACAUCCUGAGGCCCUACUAUAUGCCAAGUUUAAGACACCGCAUAGCAUUAUCAAAAAUGUGUGUUAGUCUAACAGAAGGGACAAUGGAAACAGUCCUUUCUAUUUGGGGCUUCUCUGGGAGGAAGCACAGCUUAUAAAUUUAACAAAAUGAACAAUAAGGCUUUAUAUUUGCAUAUGCUGGUACAUAGAUGAGGAUGCAAGUAAAAACUAGCAAUCAAACUAAAACAUAGAUCUUGCAAUAAGCCUGAUGUAGUCUGCAUUUGACCUGAACCAGAGGUCACCUGCCAUUGGUGCUGUUUGACAACUUAUGGACAGAUGGCCUAAUGAAAUUUCCAUAUAAAUUAAUAGUUGCUGCAACUGCUUUGCAGCACCUAAACCUGUGGACAGCAUGGAUUUAUAAACACAAUAUAGAAAAUGACAAAUAACUGAGUAGCCAUUAAGUAUAUUUUUGUUAUGUCAGUAUAAUGUCUGUUUCAGAGCCUGUUUUAUUUUUUAACCAAUUGUGUAAAAAGUGAAAUUCAACACAGACACCCCUUCAUAUUUGGAGGGAUGAGCAGAGGCCCAAAAUAAUAACUUAUUUCGUUUGUGCAUAAAUCUGGCACUGUGGCCUGGGGAUAAUUCUGAGGCCCAGAUAGAUUUGGAGACUUCUGGUCUUGCAGGGAGAAUGUCACAAAGAGACAUGUGCUAAGAUGUGGAGUGAAAGGUGCACAAUUUCAGCUUGCCUAAGGUCAGACAGCAGACUUGGGGCAGCAGCCAUGUUUUUCCACCUCCUGCUUUGAAAUUGUUUUCAUUGAGCUUCUUGCUUUCCUUGUUUUUUCCUUGGUCAUGAGAUUCUUGGUGUUCCCAGUUGAAGUGAUGGGCCUGCAUUUCCUGUGUUUUAAUUUUCAGAGCUUGGCAGUUGCUGCAGAUAAACUCUUAUGCUCACAGACCCCCAUCCCUUAUGUGGAUGGGGAACUUUCCAGUCACAUCCUUACACCUGCACUGAUUUUUGUUCAUAUUGGGUUCUCUAUAGAGUCAUCCACCAUCAAUGUGAUUAACAUCAGACUAGAAGAUGGCCCAAACUCCUGUUCUGGGAGAGUUGAAGUCAUGCACCAGCAGCAGUGGGGAACUGUGUGUGAUGAUGGAUGGGGCCUUCCGGAUGCUAGCGUUGUGUGUAAGCAGCUGGGAUGCGGCAUUGCUUUGGAAGCCCUACAUGGGGCACACUUUGGACGAGGCCCUGGCCCCGUCUGGCUGGAUGAUGUGAACUGUACAGGCACAGAAACAUCCCUGAGAGACUGCCGGGGACGUUCCGUAGGAGAACAUGACUGUGAUCACUCAGAGGAUGCUAGCGUGGUGUGCUCAGGUAACUCUUUCGGGGCAUAUAGCACACAUAUAAAUCCUUAAUUUGGAAUGAAUCUCCAACUUUAAAAAAACAAAAUUAAAACAGCUUCAGAAAGCUGUGAUUGUGAGAAAAAUAUUAUCAUUUAGUUUGUUGCACUAUUUAUAAAAGUAUCUCCAUACUGCCAUAUCAUGAAAUAUCAGGGCGGUGUGCAAACGAUUAAAUAUAAAACAGGAGGAGGAAAUUCUGUAGUGACCAAUGCAACAUUUGUAAGCUUCUUUACAUAAUAUCUCAUAUUUUGGCUAAUAUUAUUCAAACUCUAAUUAACAUUCAACUUUUUCUGUUAACUGGACUGAUCUUCCCUAAAGCAUAAUCAAUAAGUUUAAAUGUUUUUUUCUAAAAUUGUGUUUAAAAGAAGAUAUCACCAACAUAAGAGUUUUGCAAACUCAAAAAUUUAUCUGUAACUUAGACAAAUUUUCAAAGUGCUGAAAUGGCAUUGAAGUGGGUACCAAGGAAGCCUUUCUGGGCAGACUGUUGCACAAAGUGCAUCACCUCAGUAGGGAACAACCUGUGACUUCUUCCUCUUUCUUCCUGCAGGUCCUAUGCAAGUGCGAUUGGCUAAUGGCCCCCAUUCCUGUGAAGGGCGAGUGGAACUGAAUCAAAAUGGCACUUGGGUCUCUGUUGGUGACUCUGGAUGGGGUCUUAAAGAAGCCAAGGUGAUAUGCCGGCAACUGGGUUGUGGUGAAGCAUUGUCGGCACCGACGGGAAACCAAUAUGGCAACAGUGUUGGCCCAGCUUUUCUGAAUGAAGUGCAAUGUAUUGGAGAAGAAGCAUCAGUCACCGAAUGCUAUGCCGCCCCCACAGGCCCCCAUAAGUGCAUCUGCAACUCCUACGCUGGAGCAGUGUGCAAGGGACAUGCAGGUACUUCUGUGAUCCAGCCUAUUCUUAAUGAACACUUUAAGGGGUUUAGGGGAGCAAAUCUGACAAUUUUUACUCUCUGCUUCUUUCACAGCCUCUUCUACAGCCGCUGCAGUGAUCCUGAGUCUCUUGGCUGCUGCUGUGCUCAUAGGUGCUGCUGCUGUGCUCUACCUGAGGAAAAGGAGAGGAAAAUCAAUUUGGGUUAACCCUUUAGCUGGAAGAGGAGGUAAGAAUGUGCCAACCAAUUUUCCAGUCUAGCUCACCUGAUUGCCAAUCCCAGGGCUAGUCUGCACUGAUGUUUUUGCAGAAAGUAACCUGUGCAGUUCCCACCUGAUAGCCAUCUCCUGCCCUGAAUAGCUCACCUCUUCCAGGUUUCGUUUCACUUUCAGUGCACAAGUUAUAAAAUAGUAUUUCUGGAGUGUGUCCCAAAUGCUACACACAAGAACAAGAAUUCCGCAUUAUAUACAUUUAUUUAAAUUCAGUACAGUUGUACCUUGGAAGCCAAAUGCCUUGGCUCCCGAACAAAUUGGCUCCUGAACAAUCGAAACCCGGAAGUGAAUGUUCUGGUUUUCAAAUGAUUUUCGGAAGCCGAAUGUCUGGCUGUAGUUCCUGUGGUUCCAAUAAGAAGAGAGUGCAAGGAUCUGUUGCUGGAAUAUAAUGGGAUUUUGGAGUCUUGAGAUCACUAGUCUGGGAGCUCAAUCAAUUCACUUUUUUGUUUUGUUGCAGAAGCAUUUAUGGAAAACAUCACUGUUGGAUCGGAUAUGGUCAAUGGCAUUCGAGAGAUAUAUACCAGGGGAAGAGAGCAAAUUGCAUCUGAAGGUGACUCUGAUGGUGACACCAUCCACCUGGUGAAAAAUACUUCUGACUCAGCCACAGACGACGCCAACUGAGAGACAAAGAGCAGGCAAUGGUUCAGACGCUUGUGAGAGAUAAGUUUCAUUCUGGAAGACUGGUUCUUCCUUCUGCCAUCCCCUUGCAGAAGGACAUAUCCUUCCCACCAGCUCUUGUGCCAUCACCACAAAUGUUCAGAGAUUUGCUGGGAUCCCUAGGAAUAUUCAGAUAUCCCAAUUUCUGGGAGUAAGGGACAUUAGGAAGGGGCAGAAGACAACAAACUAGAAGACCUUAGAAAUAUCAAUGGUGCCAAAGCUUGGGGGGUGGGGAGGUUGUAGAAAGUUUGUUUCAAAACUUUGCCUUUCUUGUCAUUAACCUUGCAUUAUAGCACAUACUGAUCACAUAGUAAAUAGUAAGACCCAGGAACUGUGCCUUCUGCUGCUAUUCUAACGCAUUUGCAGGAAUUUUUUCAGUACAAUUUUCCUAUUGGGAAAGGGGUCAGAUUCUGACAAGUGUCUCUACAACAUUAAAAGUGAGGUGAUACAGUCCUUGCAUGAGGACUGUACCACUUUGUUGAUCAUACACCUUAAUUGCCAUUUCCUCCCACCAUCCAAGUGCUAACCGGAACCAACCCUGCUUAGCUUCUGUGUUUUUAUGGGGCAGCACAGCCUCAAUGUCCUUGCUUUAAAAUCUAACCCAUAGUAAAUUGGCCAGUUGUUCAAUGAGGGAAAUUGCUCAAUUGCAUGUGCUGUUCCAGAUGAGUUAAAUUUUUGGAUUUGCCUGUUUAUUAAACAUUGAUACUAGACUUAAAAGUUUGUCUUGUAGCAUGACCCUAAGCACACCUACUCAGAAGUAAACUGCAAUCAACACAAGUAGGAUUGCAGCCUUAACAGGGAAAAGCAAAAAUGGGACAAUCCCGAUUCCCAAGAACCCAGGAUGGUUUUGAACAUAAUCAUUCUUCCAGCUAUACCAAGAAGAGGAGCAACAAUAUUGUGCUCCUAUAUUGCAGUUAAUGUUGACCACUGUAGACUGUGUUCAGACACUGUUUCAGCAGUGAUCAUCUAACCAGGAACCCAAUUUAGCAAGAUGUGGACAUGAUGCAAUAAGGUUGCCAAGCUGGCACCAAACCCCAGUGGAACCCAUUACUAGAAAUAGCCCAGUCAUAGAAGUUUGUCCAAUACCUUUCUUUAAAAAUGGGGGGGGGGGGGAGAUUCUGCUUCAACUCUUGCCCAAAAAACAUGAUGCACAUAUUUUUAUUUCAGAACCUGCAAACUCUAUAGGACACACUUAUUCAUUCAUAAUCAGUUUGCAUAAUCAGUUUACAUAGUCAUCCCCACUCCUGGUUUAAUAUACCUUGUCAUAAACCAGAGGGGUGCUUGUGUGUUUCUUGUUUUCUCUCCAGCUGAACUUGCUGUCUCUCCCUAUUGCAGAUGCCAACACACAGAAUCCCCAGCCUUCUUACUGGAAUUCAGAUUGCCUCCAUAUAUGCAUUUAUAUUUCAAUCCAAGGAAGUAGAUUAGAGGAGAAGCAGCAGAAGCAGGAAAGUGCCUGGGUAAACAGCAAUUCCCCCUUUCCCCAGUUUACUGUGCCUCUCUAGGGGUCACCUUUACUUCUCCCUUGUUUUUUUUUUAACCCUUGGAGUUGCUCGGGGUGGGGUAGGGUCACCAAGAGCUGCUUGACCUAGCCAACUUUUUUUGACAGAGGCAUGAAGCGGCAACAAGAGGCAGAAAUGCAACUGGUGCAGUGCAACAAAUGUAGGGUUGUGCAAGGGAGGCUGAGUGUGGCUACUCUCCCCAUACGUCCUAGGAAUAUUUAUGUAUCAAGUGAGUUCAAAUCCACGUUGGUGAAUAUUAGCACAGAACAGGGAGUGAUUCUGGAUUAGCUGAUGCAGAGCUUGCAUAUAUAAUGGAGCACGCGGGUGAGGCUAAUACAUAAUCAGAGACUUCCCAUAUAACACAACCUUUCUUUCUUUUUAAUAACCACACAGAAUUCUCUCUGGAAUUAUUGGUGCCGAGGGUAGUUCAUUCUGUAUUCAUAAAACCAGUGCUUUUUUUCCUAAAAAAAUGUUUAAGGGUACUCUCAUUUUGACUCAAGAAAAUCACCAUUUUAUACUUCAAAUCGGGGAAAAUAAAUACAGUAAAUGGACAAAAGUAGAAAGAUUCACAAAAUGUUUAGGGGUAUGCGUACACCUGCAUACCCCCAGAAAAAGCACUUCGUAAUACAGUAAUUAAACAGAACAAAUCACUGUUUCACACAUAAACAUUAUUAGACGAGAAUGGGUGGUUGGGAGGGCAGGAGAAUUUUUUCUACCUAUUCUCAGAUUAUCAAGAUUACCGUAUUUUUCGUUCUAUAGGACGCACCGGUCCAUAGGACGCACCUCGUUUUUUGGGGGGGGAAAUGAAUAAAAAAAAUUAUUCCCCCCCCCCGCGGCUGCCGCCCCAAGCCUCGCAUGCUUGGGCUGCAGGCUGCCGCCUCAAGCCUCGCACGCUCGGCGGGACCUCCCACCGGGCGCGCGAGGCUUGCAGACACUCGCCCGAAGCACGGGAGCCCUCCGGAGGGCUCCCCGUGCUUCGGGCGACAAGCUGCAGCCCCAAGCCUUGCGCGCUGGGCGGGACCACCUGCGGGGCGCGCCAGGCUUGCAUACACUCGCCCGACGCAAGGGGAGCCCUCCGAAGGGCUCCCCGUGCUUCGGGCGACAAGCUGCAGCCCCAAGCCUUGCGCGCUGGGCGGGACCUCCUGCCGGGCGCGCAAGGCUUGCAGACACUCGCCCGAAGCAAGGGGAGCCCUCCGGAGGGCUCCCCGUGCUUCGGGCGACAAGCUGCAGCCCCAAGCCUUGCGCGCUGGGCGGGACCUCCUGCCGGGCGCGCAAGGCUUGCAGACACUCGCCGAAGCACGGGAGCCCUCCGGAGGGCUCCCCGUGCUUCGGGCGACAAGCUGCAGCCCCAAGCCUUGCGCGCUGGGCGGGACCUCCUGCCGGAAGCGCAAGGCUUGCAGACACUCGCUCGAAGCACGGGAGCCCUCCGGAGGGCUCCCCGUGCUUCGGGCGACAAGCUGCAGCCCCAAGCCUUGCGUGCUGGGCGGGACCUCCUGCCGGGCGCGCAAGGCUUGCAGACACUCGCUCGAGCACGGGGAGCCCUCCGGAGGGCUCCCGUGCUUCGGGCGACAGGCUGCUGCCCCAAGCCUCGCGCGCUCGGCGGGACCUCCUGCCGGGCGCGCAAGGCUUGCGGACACUCGCCGGGCUGCAGGCUGCUGCCUGCAAGCCUUGUGAGCCCGCGGGAUCUCCCACCGGGCUUGCAAGGCUUGCGGAUAGCUUCCUGAAGCCUGGAGAGCGAGAGGGGUCGGUGCGGGUGCAUUUUUAAAAACUUAAAAAAACUAUUGAAAUGCUAGAGCAGUAAUAGCAUGCAGCAACCAGCAGGUGGCAGCCAUCAUUUUCAGUGCUAGAUUCUCCUUAAAUAAAAUGGGUGCUGGGGUGAAAUGCUAUUUUAAGCAACCACAUCUCCUUUCUAUCUGUCCCAAAUCACAGCAUCCUGCACAGGAAGUAUUGACACCUCCCAGUAUCCCAGGGAUUCAGUAUUCUCUCAGUGCCUGCAAGGAAGGAUCAUAAGAAAGGGAGGAGCAGAGGGGGCCUUACUUUGGGGGUGGCCACUGGCUGCUCUGGGUCCAUCAAGACCAACUAACCCUGCCUUCAAAAUAUUUGCCUGACUAGCACAAAGGGCUGCAGUGGCAGGUAUUCAGUAGCAACAGGGUCCUGAGGACGUUUCGCAUCUUCCUUCUAUGAAAUGUACAAUUAACCUUGCCAGUACAGUGGUACCUCUGGUUACGAACUUAAUUCCUUCCGGAGGUCCAUUCUUAACCUGAAACCGUUCUUUACCUGAGGUACCACUUUAGCUAAUGGGGCCUCCCACUGCCACCGCGCAAUUUCUGUUCUCAUCCUGAGGUAAAGUUCUUAAUCCGAGGUACUACUUCCAGGUUAGCGGAGUCUGUAACCCGAAGUGUUUGUAACCCGAGGUACCACUGUAUGUCUUUUUAAGUUAAUUCACUAACUCAGGCUGGUUCUCUGCAACAGCGCCAGGUGGAAAAAGACAGCAGAGAACUUUACUUUUACACACACACACACACACACACACACACACGGUGAGAAUGUUAUAGACUAUAUUGUGUGCAACCAUGAGUAAAGAACUUUACAGUGGGAGAGCAAUUGGAAAGCGACCUUCAGCCUCUCUGCUUGGAGCUAGUGUGCUUUCAGGGUAUCAUGAAGGACAUGAUGCAUGAGAUCUCCAAUGUACAGCAAGGGAAAUGCAGGCCGAGGUAAAAGUAGAGCAAUGCUGAAUCUUAAAAUAAAGCGAGACACAAUCUUUGUAUGUUAAGUAGGCUCACUUAUGCAAGCACAGACAAUCUGAAGGUGAGGGAAUGGACAGAGAAGCAUCACUUUUAUAGGAGACUGCUAAAAUAUAAACAAACCGUGUUUUAUAUUGAAAUGCAGUCAGCUAUUGAACAGGCCACAAUCGGUAGGGAUUUCACAAAAGUUUGACACUCGGUGACCUGUUAGCUUAAUGAAACAAAAUAUGGGAUUGGUGCUUACUUUAUGCCCAAAUUGUGAGGCAUUCAUUUGAAGCAAGUGUUGUAUUUUAAUUCUGGACCAAGCCAGGAGAAGAAAAAUAAAUAAUAACAAAGAGACAGAUUCCUGGACAAUUUGAAUCGGUGAGCUCCAAAACUAGCAAAACUCUUUACAAAUGUCAACUCUACAGGCAACCCUCAUAGAGACUGGGAGCAAAGUAUUGUGGUCCCGAUCUUUAAGAAAGGAGAGAAAAUCUAACCUGGCCAAUAAUCACCCAAUUUAUUGGACAUUAUAUCCAAACUCUAUGUUUGUUACUUAUUGGAAAAGUUUGAGAAUUGAGCAGAGCAGAACAAUAUCAUUGGGGAUCAACAAGCAUGCUUUUGUCAGGGGAAGUCAACCAUAGAAAAAUGCUUUGUCUUAAACUAUUUAAGACAGAAAUAUGCAGGUGCCCUCAAGAAAUAUCUAUAUGCUGUCUUUGUCGAUCUGACCUCAGUCUUUGAUAGAAUCAACAGAUUUCUAAAAUUAUGGAGGCUGGGGAUGAAUAGGUGACUGUUGACCUUAAUUAAUAUCCUGUACACUAGAAACACAAUGCAAGUUAGAGUAGGCAGAGAUUACCUGGGGCGGAAGUUUGAAAAAAAUACAAACACUUCAACAAUCCAAUGAUGUCUUCGUUAUGUGACCACUGUAGUUGGUGCUGCUUGGUACUGUGGCAUCGCCUGAGAACCACAACAAGGUAACAAUCCUCUGUGUUUCAGGCUUCUGGUUUGCCUGCUCCUCUCAGCCAUUCUGUCCCUCACAACACAAGCAGUGUAUUUAUUUAAACUACUGUUAUUCUACUCUUCAGGCAAAAGGGGCUCCCAAAGCGGCUUGUAAUAAUCAAGAAUAAGAUGGUCCCUGGUAAAAGGUGUGGCACAAAAGGAACAAGGAUUUUGAGAGAGGAAGAAAAAAGUAAACUUGAAGAUUAGAUCUUAGCUACAAAGGUCUUGUAAGUGUUCCUUCCGCCAAGGAAGGGCAAAGCAAGUUCCCUGCAGCUGCUCCUUUUCUGACCAAUGGAUGUGGCCAGGUUGGUCCCCCCUUGCUUUGUGGUUCUUCCUGGAAUGAUGGGGUCGCAGCCCCCCAGUGGCACAUAGACCCCUGGAUAAUGGCAGAGGCCAGAGUGUGCUGCCCGGUCUCUAGCUCAAACUCUGUUACCUACCUUCACUGUCAAGAUCACAGCUCCCAUCUCUACAAAUUCACUCUCAAGAAUCCAACAACUCUUCUUCCUUCUCUCCAGUCUCCUGCCCUCGAGUCCAACUGCCAC
Messenger RNA from Podarcis lilfordi (Lilford's wall lizard), 29571 nucleotides. The record is from the annotation of a GenBank genome assembly. Lineage: Eukaryota; Metazoa; Chordata; Lepidosauria; Squamata; Lacertidae.